Molecule: messenger RNA, 2657 nt
Organism: Acanthopagrus latus (yellowfin seabream)
Lineage: Eukaryota; Metazoa; Chordata; Actinopteri; Spariformes; Sparidae
Product: small conductance calcium-activated potassium channel protein 1-like
Exons: 10
Coding region: 63-2225 (720 amino acids)
Biological process (GO): potassium ion transmembrane transport
Cellular component (GO): plasma membrane; neuronal cell body; neuron projection
Molecular function (GO): small conductance calcium-activated potassium channel activity; calmodulin binding
Source: RefSeq, a predicted model, not a curated record
CUUGCUGUGACGUCUGAUUUGUCAGAGUGGCCUUUUUUUUUGUCUUGAAUGGAGUUCAGUAGAUGAAGUUCUCUUCUAAUAGACAGCUACAUCCUGCCUCAGGCAGCCACAGAGCAGCUGGACAAAGAUCCGGUGAAUCACCUACUAUAAAGCCUCUCACCAUGGAUCACUCCCCCUCUAUGAAUCUGUCAGUGGUGGAUGGAGACGAGGUGGAGGACCAGCGACCCCUCCUUCCGCCGAGGACAAUCCCUCAGCCUCAAGCCUGCUCCCCACAUUGUGGGAUACACCAAAACAUCCAAACAUCAGCCGAUCAGACUGUGUGGAUAGACAGGACCCAGGCCAUGGCCACCACACCUUUGUACAAUGGGCACCUUUAUGUCACCCCUUCACCUCACUCCAAAAGGAGGGGAGACAAAGGCAAAGAGAAGAAAUGUGAGAAAAGGUCAGGGGGGAGUAGACAAAACCAAGCACAAAGGGAGCGUAACCACCAGUGCAAAGCCAGAAAUGCAGGCGCUCACAGACUCCAGGAGAAAGUCACCUCUUUCACUGACGUCCCCAUUUCUUCCUGCAGUUCCCCCUUUAAGAGCCCCUGCAGGUCACACUUGGACAUCAAGGAUGUCGAGGGCAGAGGGCGGCGCAAGUCAGGGAACGUCUCUUUGGAGAUGCAUGAACACCAGAGUCUCCCUGAGAUCAUCAUCACCAGCAAAGAUGAUGACCUUCAGCCACAUAAUGAGGCGCCACAGUAUCGCCAGGACCUGUCUGAGGCCAAAGGCAUGCUGCCCGGAGCCGGGCAUCCAAGUCUGAGCCAUUCUUCAGGUCCCCUGCCCAACCCAAAAGAUAAAGACGAUGACAAGGACGACACAUACUGGAAGACACACAACAUCGGCUGGCGGCUGGUCCACAGGAGGGCUCUGUUUUUGAGGAGGCAGAGGCUGAAUGACUGUGCCCUGGCUGUUGGGAUAUUUGGGGUGGUGAUGAUGGUGAUGGAGACAGAACUCUCCUGGAGCGUCUACAGCAAGAGCUCCAUCUACUCCCUCGCACUCAAGUCCGUGAUCAGUUUCUCUACGAUCAUCCUGCUGGGCCUCAUCAUAGCAUACCACUGCUGUGAGGUCCAGCUGUACGCUCACGACAUCGGUGCCGAGGAUUGGCGCAUUGCCCUGACCACCGACCGUGUGGCCCUGGUCGCCCUGGAGCUGGCAACGGUGGCCAUCCACCCCUAUCCAGUGGGGCUGCUGGAGUACUUCCAGCAGACCUUCCGUCACACCAAAAGCCGCCUGUCGCUGUCGGAGACGGAGCUGGAGAUCGUCCUGGCCCUGCCCAUGUUCCUCAGGCUCUACCUGCUGGGCCGGGCCAUGAUGCUGCACAGCCGCCUCUUCACAGACACCGCGUCCCGGAGCAUCGGAGCGCUCAAUAAGAUACACUUCAACACCCGGUUUGUGGGGAAAACACUGAUGACCAGCUACCCAGGCACUGUGCUGAUGAUUUUCAGUGUCUCUCUCUGGAUUGUGGCAGCGUGGGGCUUACAUGUUUGUGAGAGACAUCACAACUACAGAGAUCUGAGUAGCAACUACAUGGAGGCGUUGUGGAUGGUGUCAGUCACCUUCUUGUCCAUCGGUUACGGAGAUGUGGUGCCUCACACCUACUGUGGCCGCAGCAUCUGCCUCCUCACUGGAAUAAUGGGGGCCGGCUGCACCGUCCUGGUGGUGGCGGUGGUCGCCAGGAAGCUGGAGCUGACCAGAGCAGAGAAACAUGUCCACAACUUCAUGAUGGACUCCCACAUCUCCAAGAGGAUAAAAAUUGCCGCAGCAAAUGUGCUGAGAGAGACCUGGCUUAUCUACAAACACACUAAGCUGUCAAGGGAAAGAGACCACACCAGAGUCCGCAUGCAUCAGAGGAAGCUGCUUCUGGCCAUCCACCAGCUGCGGCGAGUUAAGAUGGAGAAGAGGAUCCUCGCAGAUCAAGGCAACACACUUGUAGACCUCUGCAAGGUGAGAGAGAUGCAGAACCUGAUGUAUGACGUGCUGUCGGAGGUGCAGGGCUGCAGGGGGGAGCUGGACACACACAUCCACAGCCUGGAGAAGCACGUGGAGGAGCUGCGGGAGGGCUUCAGGAGCCUGAUGCCGCUCCUGUCCAACACCCUGUCCACGCAGAACUCCUCCAUCCGCCACCUGCUCAGGGAGAGGGAGGUGAAGACGGAGGCUGCUAGUUCUAAUGUGGACAGGUAGAGAGAGGCUGAUGGAGCGGGGAAAUAAAAGCUUCUCAAGUGCUAUGGAAGGAGUUAUUAGUCUAUAACCCUAAAACAAUCGUGUCAGGACUUUUCUCAGAGUCGGACAGAUGGGUGUUAAGUUGAAGGCUGUACUAAAGUAUGUAAAAUUGUAUUAAAUAUAAGUAGUAGGAAUUCUGUGUAGCAGAAAUACCAAAAUGUAGAAAGAAUAUUUUUUCUGAUGUUUUAGACCAACUGAUGAAAGGAAAGUUAAUUCAGUGAUAAUUGAAGUUGUUAGUCACAGCCCUUAUCAAUACGUUAACUGAACCAAAAAAAUAGCCGGCUUUGGAGGGCUGUUAGCACUCCCAUGUCAUGAACUAUCUUUACCUGUAAACACUUCACUUUUCUCAUUAUGUAGUACUUUGUAAUAAAAAUGAUGGGACUACUGACUUUG